Cuscuta epithymum is the source of this 11956-nucleotide messenger RNA. Lineage: Eukaryota; Viridiplantae; Streptophyta; Magnoliopsida; Solanales; Convolvulaceae. The record is from the annotation of a GenBank genome assembly.
AUUGAAUAACUACAAACUAGGUAACUAAAUCAAUACAUAAUAAAUAGAAUAUAUUUACAUAUAUUCUAACGUAUUCUAACAGUGUUCAUAAUAAUAGUAUGUGAGAUCAUUCACAAUAAUAGUAUCGUGUUCAUAAUAUAGGUCUUCUCUUAUCACAACGUUCUAAUUUAGAAUACCUUUAACCUACUUACCUACAUAAAUGUUUGGUGUGCAUCUUUUUGUGUACACCAUUUGCAUACCGCGUAGGUCUACACAGAUAAUAUUAUCUCUAUACAUACAAUUCUUCUGGAAAUACAGACAACUUCUGUAUACAAACAAUUUACAUAGACAAAGUGUGCACACUCAAGAAUUUUUCUUUAAUCUAACAAAAGUUGUCUAUAUACCUAUUUUAUACAAACAAUUUACAUAGACAAAGUAUAUUUUCAAAAUGUACAAACCAUUUUGUCCAACCCUAGUUUUUUGUCAAUAACAAGAUUCAUGGUGCUGCUAAGUUAUACGUAGCAUAAUAUAAUUUUCUUCGUAAAAUGUUUCUAUUUGUAGUAGAUUAUAUUUGUUUUGCUUUGUUAGUCAUGAGGAUAUUUUUGUAGUUUUUAGCGAAAAGACUUUCAUUACUAACUUUUCAUUUUUUUAAAUCUACCAAACAUGGAAAAUUUAUGUUUAACACUUACCUUCCCUUUCAGACCCCACCAACACUUAGGACGUUUUUACUUGGUCUGAAAUUUGUUGGUCUGAUCUGUUUAAAUUUCGUGUGGUCUAGUCUAGUCUAAACUUGUUUGGUUUGGUCUUGUAAGGAUGUUUUUACUUGGACUGGUUUCAGUUCCAAACCAGACCAUACCAGACUUGAACAGACCAGACUUAAAUAAACCAUAACAGACCUGACUUCCGUAGUUAUAAAAUACACAAAAUCAGACAUUUAUCAGACUAGUUCAGACCAGACCAGACUAGACCAAACAUAAAUAGACCAGACCAGACAAACAAAUUACAAUCCAAGUAAAAAUAUCCUAAAUGUCUGAUUUCUGUGUAUUUAUAACUAUGAAAAUCUGGUUUGUUUAAAUCUGAUAUAAUUUGAUUUGGUCUUUUAAGUCUACGCUGGUCUUGCACUAAAACUAAUCCAAGUAAAAACAUAUUUACUAACACUUCGAGUAUUAACACUUCAAUAUGUGUGGAAAAGUAUGGAAAAGUAUGGGCUAUUUGCUGGGUUUGAUUUCGUUUUUGGCUUUCGGGGUUAUUUAUGUCUUUGGUUUUGUACUUUGGCCGUUGCUCUAGUUAAACCAAGGGUAAGGUUUGGAUUAUGUAUAUUUUUUCAAGCACCGAAAGCAGCUCAUUCAAUAUGAAUUCGUAGUAUCAUUGAAGGGAUGAGGAAUAAAACUAGGGGUGGACUGGUUCCGGUUCGGGCCCGGUUCGGGUCCGGUUCGGGCCCGGUUCGGGUCCGGUUCGGGCCUCGGUUCAGAAAAAUGAGGCCCGAGCCCGAACCGGUAGUGGGCGUUUCCGGGUCCGGUUCCGGGCCACCCGGAUUUUUAAUUUUUUUUUUCUUCUUCUCUUAUUUAACUCCCUACCCCUCCCCCUCCACCCCAAAUCACCCCAAACCACCUCAAAUGGCCCAAAAUACCUAAUCCAACCAAAAUACCUAAUCCAACCCAAAACUUAAAAAAAUUUCAAAAAAUAUUCUUGUCAUUCUUUCUUAGGUAUUGCAGUCAUUUUAGCCUUUUAGGCAGGAUUUUAAAAAUUCCAUCCAAUCAACUGAUUUCAUCUAUUUAGUCAAUUCAAGUGUUACAAACAAGUGUGUAAAAUUGCCAAGCUAGUUUAGUUUGAAAUGUAAGUAUGACCUCACCCAGUCACCCCUAAUCUAUCUCACCCACACAUUUCUCUAAUAAGAGUUCACAAAUUUCUUUCUCAAAGAUUCAUGAACUCCUGUGCAGAGAUGUGUUUAUGUUUUUAUUAUUUUAACAGGAUUAAAUAAAUCCUUGGGAGUGGAGAUGUGGUCCCUUUCAUCCAACUUGUCUAUAUAGAUUAUUAUAGGAUAAUAAGAAAGAGGCUACUACUAGAAAGAGUGUUAUUUACUGCAGUCAUAGUAGUCAAUGGCGAGAAAUGGUGUGCGCCAUAUUCAUCAUUGCCAUGAAAAAGUAGUCAUCGCCAUAGCGCCAUAUGUGCCAUCGCCAUGCGCCAUGACAACUAUGGCUGUAGUUAUAAUUAACUAUUUGUUGCGGUUCAAGUGAUGCACUAGAACUUUCUUGAAUUGAUUAAAUAGUGGACCCUUGCUUCCCUAUCAAGUGAGCCGCUUGCGAAGCAGCCACCAACAAUUUAAUAGAGCAGAAAGCAGCUAUGGAAGCAGCUGAAUCCAAUCUUGGAAUGCAUUUAAAGAUUGUGUUCCAUUUAUUGGAGGGGAUGUGGGCAUAUCUGAGUCUUCUCUUCCAGUAACAAGGACCUAAACUCCUAAAGUAUCUAAACAAACAUGUUAAGUUUUUUUUUUUUUUGCAUAGACUAGCUAAGAUCAAUGGUCAACAGAUAGUCAUAGAAAAUUUAGAAGAUUAGUUAACAUGAGUGUAAAAGAGUGAAAUAAAUGGGACAAAUAGAAAAAAUAAACUGAGAAUAAAUAAUACCACAUGAUCUUCCAACAACCUAUUGAAUCCAAUAACUUAUGAAGGCCGUGUGUGUAUAGUUUUCCAAACAAUGGUCUCUUAACAUCAUCUUGUUCCGAACUUUUAGCAGUUUUUCUGAAAUCUCGAAUGAAAAAUUAAAAUAACAAACUUUGAAACACCUUAACAAAGUUUGGAUAACUACUUGAAAUGAUAAUGACUGAAGUAAAUCUUAAACUUGGUAAUUCAUACAAGUACAUGCUAUUUUUUUAGCAAGUCAAAACCCAACGAACCUUGAAUACCACUGUUCCAAAACGGGUGGUACCCUGUAGUAUAUCUGCAGCAGCACUAUCUAUGGAGAUCAAUUACAUUUGAAGGGUUUCAUUUGCAAAUAAAUACUACGUAAUUUAAAAUACAAAAAUACAUUACACAAGUUCAAUGUGAUAAACAAUUGGAAAAUGACAAUUUAUAUGCAUAAAACACCCAUCCAAAAAUGAAAAUUAUUGCACUUUAUAUUGCCGUUAAUGCACAAAAUUAAUGCACGACUUUACUGCACAUCCGAUAAUAUUCACUGCACUUCCGCAAAAUUAAUUCUCUUCACAAUCACUUGAGGAAUUUGUUUUUUGUUAUUUUUUGUUUUUUUAGAUUUAAUAAUUUUAUUAUUUUACGUCUCAUUAAGUAUAUUGUGUUUCACGGUGAAAUUACUGUUAUGUUUUACUGCACUAUCGGUCAUAAUCACUGCACAAUAAACUUCAUUAAUGCAUUCAUUUACUGACAUUUACAACAUAUAUAUUGCCAUAUUCACGAUCAUGUUCACUGCCAAUGUCCAAUGCUUAUAUUUAAUGCCCACAAACCCUAAAUUCACCCACAAUACUCAACAAUAUCUAUUUUGAUUUUACUGCCCAUAUUCAUUGCGCAUAUUUAAUGCCCAUAAACCCUAAUUUUAGACUCCUAAUUUCAAAAAUGGAAAAGCAAAAAUGUGAAUGGAGGGCCACCUAGUAGCAAAUCUAAAGCAGUGGCCUUAUGUGUCUAACAAAAAUCUAAAAACCCAUCUUCAAGCUUCACAGAACAGGCCAUAAUAAUAACAAGCCCAUCUUCAAUAAUAACAUGACCGACGCCGCACUCCCCCUCCCUGUUAGGUUUUUGGCAAAACUCUAAUGGUUAAGGUAGCGCAUCGGACAAAGGCGAUUGGCUUGGCGGCUGGCUGGGCAGCAGAUCGCAUGGAUCAGGAUGUGGUGGUGGCGUGGUGCGCAUAGAUCAGUAGGCGGCGGCGACCUUGUCUAGGGACGGCGGCGGCGCACUUGUCUAGGGACGACCGCGGGGGUUGGUGGCUUCGGUCAGGGCGGUGUUUGCGGCGAGGAGGCGUGGGGCUGGGGUGGCAGGACAAUCAAGCGAGUGGCGGCAGCAACCGUUCUCUUAGACAACGGCGGACGGCGGCCCAUGGGGCAGCGGCAGACGAUGGAAGGGUGAGACCGUGAGAAUGGAGGCUAGGAUUGAAGAAAAUAGUAGGAUCUUAGGAUUUUAUAGAUAUAAUCUAAAGGGUAUAUGUGUCCACCUAAAUUAUUUAUUUAUUUAUUACGAAUUUUAAUUGAAUAUUAUGAUUUUUAAUAUUAUUUUAGUAAAAAAACUAGUUAGGUCAUAUAUUGAGAAAGUGGGAAAGUUUUAGUCAUAUCUAGGAUAAUUAUCUCUAGUAUUAAACUCACUAAAGAGAUGAAAUGGGAAUGAAAAUGGAUGGGUUUUUUUAUACUUAACGUAAAGCAACAGAAUAGAAACGGAAGAACAGGGUGAGAAAGAGCAGUCAAUUAAAAAUGUACAAUUUAUUAUGCAUAUUGAACAAAUUGUUAUUGCUUCUUUAGUACACCAACAUUUUUCUAUUCCUAAUGUACCCUUACCAUCAUUGGUGCUUAUAAUUUUUUUAUAAGAUAACAUUUCUUACUCUGGGUAUUUUUCAAUCGGCUCCUCGAUGUUUAACUUCUAUUGAUAAGUUAAUCCAAAUACACUGUCUUUAUUCACAUCAUUUUGUACCGGGCUGCAGACAUGUGUCAAAUUGGACGCAUUUAAUGUGGAGCGGCGCUACAGUCCAUCAGAGAUUCGAAAGUUGAAGUACCCGCUCGAUUACUCUCCUAAAAUCUAACUCCGCUGAUUUUAGGGAGUACGGAGUUACAAUUAAAGCCCGUAAACGGGAUCCAGCCCUCAACGGGAUUAGCCCAUAAUGGGAUUAGCCCAUAAACGGGAUUAAUAUUAAUUAGCCAGUGGGCCUAAUUAAGGAUGAGACCCACGAAAGAAACCCACAACCAAGCUAGGCUGGACAACAGACCUCGAGCCUAAGCGAAGUUCUAGUGAGGUCUGAUUUUCCUUAGGGCUUACGUGGCAGUCUAUCGUUCGUGCAUAGCUAUCUGGCAGCAGACAAGAAUAAACAGAAGAAAUGUGGACCUAAAGGGGAUAAUCAUUACACAACGUUCGAGAUGUUACAUGAGUCUUAUUUCAUUAUUAGCAUUUAAUUUUUCAGUAUCCCCCUAGAACACUAGUUCCCAAGGUCUAUAAAUAUUACCUGUAUAUUAUCUAUCAAGGGACCAAAUUCUAAAUUAAAAAUAUUGUCUACCUUACGCUGCCUAAAUUUCAUCUGCUCUCGUUGUUGGAUUUAACUCCAUCAAUUAAUUAAAAAUAUAAUUAAUGAAAACUAUCAAACACAAUCAAAAAAUGGAGAAAGACCAGUAUGACAACAUCUUAGAUUUCUUAGAGAUGUUCAUAAAGUAAAAGAAUUCCUUAGAGAUGAGUUUCUGUCUACUAAACUUACCAUCAAGCGUUCUAACAAACACCAUAUAUCAUAUGCAUAUAACUAUUCAGUAAGUCAUAUAUGUAUAUCAUAUGCAUAUAACUAUUCAGCAAGUCAUAUAUGCACAUUUCACUUGUAUCAUAUGCACAUUAACAAUUUCGAAGACAUGGACUUUAUGCAUUGACAAGCGUGAAAAUGUUACAUUAAAAAGGAACAGAAGUACAUAAUCAAUUGUGAUGAUGAUGAUAAACUUUAUUUACCAUUUCGCACACAUUACCUAUUUACUCCAACAAAUACCUCCAGAAUUGCAAUCUCCCAACUUCUAACAUAAAUAAGCCAUAUCGCAUAACAGCUUCAUGCACACGUCAGGAGAAGUUAAGUUCCUUAUUGACCUUCUUUAAAAUAUAAGCUGGAUUUCUUUGUCCUCUGACCUAAAAAAUAAUAUUAAACUUAGACAACAUUUUUAUGUGUAGGGUAAUAAUAAAGAAACAUGCAUUUCUGAAAAAUCUCACUAUGUCGCAUGCACCGUACACGUAUGUUUCCCUCUCAGCAUAUUUGAAGAGUCCAUCUUUAUCAUCCUUAUCGACACUAACACCAAUCCCCUUAUCUAAAGAAUAUAUUAGUGAUGAAACAUAAAAGGUUUUUGUAAAACUAUCAGCAUUCAUGCUUUCACCGCCACCUUCAAAUCAUAAUUGAGGCAGAAUCCAAAAUCAGUCUCUAAGGUACUGUUUUGCUCUAUUGGCACAUACGUAUAGUUAUAAAGUUUUAUAUGAAAAUUCAACUAGGUCCUUGUUGCCCCAUAAAAAUGAGGGAUAAACAACAAAAGCUUUAGAACUCCAAACACUUAAUUAUGUCUCAGUAAAUGAUCCCAACAUGAUGAAAUUAAAGUAGGACUUGAAUUGCUCAAUGAAUUCAUUGUCCCAUGGAUACAGCCAAACUUGAGAUCCAUAAGGCUCAAUGUCGAGCCUUCUGAGAUCAAUUUCACUUUCAAUUCCUCAAAUUCAUGCAUAUAAAGCUUUGAGAUCAUCACAAAACUUGCUUUUCGAAAAAGCUGAAAUGUCUAAUAAAGAUAGAAUUUUUCCUCGGAAAGCAAUUUUUGUGAUGAUCUCAAGGCUUUAUAUGCAUGAGUUCGAGGAAUUGGAAAUGGAACUGAUCCCAGAAGGCUCUACAUUGAGCCUUAUUAAUCUCAAGUUUGGUUGCAUUCAUGGGACAAUGGAUUCCCUGAGCAAUUCAAAUCCUACUUUAAUUUCAUCAUGUUGGGAGCAAUUACUGAGACAGAAUUAAGUGAUUAAGGUUCCAAAGCUUUUGUUGUUUACCCCUCAUUUUUAUGGGGCAACGAGGAUGCCCAGUUGAACUUUCAUAAAAAACUUUAUGAAUAUUUGUAUGUGCUGAUAGAGCAAAGCAGUAGAUCAACGACUAAUUUUGGAUCAUGUCUCAAUUAUGAUUGAAAGGUUGCGGUGAAUAGCAUAGAUGCUGAUAGUUUUACAAAAACCUUUUAUGUUUCAUCACUGAAAUAUUCUUUAAAUAAGGGGAUCGAUGUUGGUAUCGAUAAGGAUGAUAAGGAUGAACUGUUCAAAUAUGCUAAAAGGGAAACGUACGUGUACGGUGCAUGCGACAUAGUGAGAGUUUUUAGAAAUGCUGAAUAACAUGCCGGUGUAAUCUUUUGUUUCUUUAUUAUUACAUUUUCUUACACAUAAAAUGUUGCUUAAGUUUAAUAUUAAUUUUUAUUUUUAUUUUUUAGGUUGGAGGACAAACAAAUCCGACUUAUGUUCUAAAGAAGUUCGAUGAGGAACUUGAUUUCUCUUAGCGUGUUCAUGAAGCUGUUAUGCGAUAUGGCUUAUUUAUGUUAAAAGAUGGAAAUUGCAAUUCUAGAGAUAUUUUUUGUAAGGAGGGUGACAUACCUAAGAGUGCAUUUCGCAGUAGGUAUGGUCACUACGAGUUUCUUGUAAUGUCAUUUGGGUUAACCAAUGCACCAGCGGCAUUCAUGGACUUGAUGAACCGUGGGUUUAGUGAGUACUUAGAUCAAUUUGUAUUGUAUUUAUUGAUGAUAUCUUGAUAUACUCGAAGAAUGAGGAAGAACAUGAGCAUCACUUAAGGGCUUGUGCUUGAAAGACUAAGGGAGAAGCAACUCUUUGUCAAGUUAUCCAAAUGUGAAUUUUGAUCUAAAGAGAUUGGCUUUCUUGGACAUGUCAUAUCCGGAUCGGGCAUUGUGGUGGACAAUGCAAAGAUAGAGCCUAUCAUUGGUUGGGAACGACCCAAGAAUGUGAAGGAGACACAUAAUUUCCUUGGCUUAGCAGGAUACUAUCGUAAAUUUGUUGAGAAAUUUUCCGUGUUGGCAUUGCCACUUACGAAGCUCACGAAAAAGGGGACUGUUUAUAUGGGACAACAAGUGAGAGAAGGGGUUUCUUGAGCUAAAGAAAUGACUUACCAAGGCACCAGUUCUUGCCUUACCCAUACAAGGGAUAAGGUAUGAUAUCUAUAGUGAUGCUAGCAUCCAAGGGCUUGGAUGUGUGUUGAUGCAAACCGAUAAGGUGAUUGCCUAUGCUUCUAGGCAAUUGAGGAAACAUGAGGUGAUCCACCCUACCCAUGAUCUAGAACUGGGGGUGGUAGUGUUUGCACUGAAGAUUUAAAGGCAUUAUCUCUACGGAGACAUGCCACAACUAUACCGAUCACAAGAGUUUAAGGUAUGUAUUCAACCACAAAGAGUUGAAUAUGAGGCAAAGAAGAUGGAUGGAGUUGAUCAUGAAGAGUUGAUUAUGAAAUGAUCAUCGACUAUCAUCCCGGGAAGACCAAUGGAUAGACUCAUGAUUGCCUGAGAUCGGCAGAAGAGCUAUGUCGAUACACGGAGUAGACCGUUGGAGUUUGAAGUUAGUGAUAAGGUGUUUCUAAAGAUUUUUCCUUGGAAAGGUAUCAUCUGAUUCAUAUCAAGGGGCAAGAUUAACCUCCGAUACAUUGAUCCGUUUGAAAUCCUUGAAAGGAUCGGGGUCGUGGCUUACCGUCUCAAGAUGACACCGGAACUUCAAAAAUACAUGACGUGUUUCAUGUAUCAAUGCUUAAGAAGUACGUACGAGAUGUGUCUAAUAUUCUCGAGAAAUCAUCGGUAGAGAUCCGUGAGCACUUGCAAUAUGCAGUGGAGCCGGUGAAGAUAGUUGGUUAACAGGUAAAAAAAUUGAGGAGCAGGGAGAUUACUAUGGUAAAGGUUCUAUGGAGGAGUGAUCUAGUCGAAGAAGAAACAUGAGAGACCGAGGUCUCAAUGAGGGAGCAAUACAUGUUUCUUUUUUACUAGACACGUUGAUUUCGUGGACAAAAUCCCAAAUAAGGGGGUGAACUUGUAACACCGUCCCGAAGUGUAUUUACUUUUAGGUGAAUAAUGUAUUGAACGUUAUGCAAUGGUUAAUAAAUUCACAAGGUUGUAAAUUCUGUUAAUUCACGUAAGGCCCACCUGAUAUUUCUAGGACUACAUAUUAUGGUGGUGGAUAUUCUAGUUGGGCUAUAGAAAAGGCAUAGGGUUGACCGGUUGGUCAAACGAGACCCAAUUAUCGAUAUUGGUAAUUUAUGAGAUAACAACCCAAAAUGAAUUUCGGGGACUUCUAAAUUAAAGUUGAGUAAUGAAUAUUCAUUCUAAAGGCCCAAAGUGAUUGGGAACGUGUUAUAUAUUUCAUUUGGUUUGAUAAAAUGAAAUAUAAUUGAAACAGUCCGAGAAAUACAACUUUCGGGGUCGAGUGUACACUUCGGGACUUAAAGGGGUGACCUCCCACAUGGGUGGGGGCACCCCACGAAUUUGUAUGGGUUGUGAGAGAGGGGAGGUCGACUGGAUGGGAUGGAGGGGUGUAGGAGGUGUUGACUUGAAGAGAUUGGCAUCAAAAGAACAUAAGAGGGGUCCAUGCCAUGUUAUCAUUGUGGAAUAAGCCAAAGGAAGGUCUUAUCCCUCCCCUUAGCCAUUAAUGCGACCAUACCACCUCCAUUGUGAAGAAAGAACUCUGCAAGUGUUACUCCAUAGCUAGAAGGUUGUGUACUAUCAAUAUGAGGUCCAAGGAAGAAAGGGAAUUAGAGGAAAGAGGAGAAAAACGUUGGAAAUAAAGGUAAAGUUAUCUUAUUCAACUUUUCUUCUUUCAUUCCUUUUCAUAUGACUUAUACAUCAUAUGAAAGACCGUUAGAAUUGUUCUACAUGUUUAGAACAAUUCCACAUGGGAUGCACGGUUGGCAUCUAACCGGCUGACAUGGCGAUGACCGGAAAUUUACCUGCAAAAAAUGAGAUUUGAACUUUUUUAGCAAGUUCAGGGGGUGAAUUGGAGCUUAUUUGAGAUCGGGGUGCGAAUUGAGCAUUCCGAACAGGUACAGGGGCCUAUUUGACCCUUUAGCCUAUAUUAUAUUGUGCGACUGAUUAACUGAUAUACCUUGCCAUAACUACAUGACCUUCAUCUGUUUUAUUUCCUUCACUUGGGAAAAUUUUUAUGUAUAAAUGCAUUUCUUUCAAGAUUAAAAAAUCUAUAGAUUAGUCAUUCAAAACACAACCUCACAAAGUUACAAGUACUCUAAUGAGGCAAAGUCAUUAUAUGACUUUGUUAUAUACAAUUGGGUGGUGCACAUACCUGAACAUUGAAAAUACUUUCUAAUAAAAUUUGAAUAAACUAACUUGGUCAUAAAAAAUUAGUUCUAACUUGUUGGAUAUUUAGAAAUCUGACCUUUCCAUUAGUAUGUAAACUCUAUUCCCAAUGGUAAAAAACAAUUUAAAGAGCAAGUGCAAUGUACCUUUAUAGGUUUUGGAUGGUCCUUAUUGUGUACAACCUGCAAUAUACAUGACAUAGGAAAUGGUAUCACAUGUAAAAUGAAUGACAGUUAUAACUCAAACAAUAAAAUCAAACAAAAAAAUAAUUCAAGUAAACAAGUGCCGGUGCUUCUAGAAAAAGGUAAUCUGUUUUUGGCAGACAACCAAAUCUAAUCUAAAGUGAGAUGAGAACCUUGUACUGCCAGUUAUCUAAGGUUUACAGAAGCUGCAAGUAACUACUAUUAUGUACCUUGCACCUAACCUAUGGAAUGAAUAAGGUGCUUAAAGACACAACCAGUAUUGAGAUAUGACUAAGUGAGAAUUACUCUGCCUUUGUACCUUGACAUGCUUGAUCCCAUCUCUUAUGAAUUCUUCUCCUGAAUAGUACCUAUUUGUAUAAGAUCAAUCACCAAACUCAAUUAAAACCUUCACCACUUAAUGAUCAUUAUUUGGGAAAACUCCAUCAUUGAGAUAUCUUAAUAAAAGAAAUAGAAGCUGUAGCUGUAGUUGGAACUACUCAAUCAAAGUAGUUACUUCGCAACUGGUAUAAGUGAAAACUAAAAUAAAAAUAUAAUUAUAAUACUUCGUAGUAAUCAAUAAACUUAGAGAAGUCACCUCUCAGUAUUAUAUCUAAAUGCAUUCUAUAAAAAAACCGGAGAAACCUAUUCAAAGUUACCUCUCAAUAUUAUUCAAACACUUUCUAGGGAAACCCCGCUGAAAAUUUGGCCUAUGCAAUCCAAAAGGUAGAGAAAAGUGAAUGCUAUAAAAAAUGGUUGUCAUAAAUCAUAAUACUUCACAAAAACUCUAAAUACGCGAAGUAGGGAAAAGACAUAAUUAGGAGAGAUCAUUUUAGCUAAAAACCAGUAAAAGAUUAUAUCAACUCUACCUUGGUUUUUGCCAAACUGAAAAAGUGGGGUAAACUGUAAACCUGCAAAAUUUGCAAAAGUGAGGUAAGCCUAAAAACGGAGUAUUAGGUCCUCUAACUUCACAAUUAUAUUGAAUUGAACAAUAUAUUUCCCAAAACAAAUCAGGAUUAAGUCCUAAAAAAGAUUCUACUGAGUUGUUAGUGACUGCAUAAGCUAUUUUUCAAGGCACUAAAUUUGAGCGUAAACCAGCACAUGGAUGAUUUUUUCAUUGUUUAACUCCUAGCCUACAGGACCACAAAAGCUAUUACUUACAAAUAUAGAAAUAAUAAAAACAUAACAAAACUCUAAUCUUUUCCCACAACUACUAUAGAGAGACUACCUUCAGAAUGCCUUUGGCGACUACCUCAUAAGCUAUUCCUUUCACCGAGGCUUUUUUACAAACAGUUGGUUGGCAUUAGAAAAAUGCACUGAGAAAUAGACAUUUCCAUUUUCUAUCAAACGAAAAGAAAUUAAAAAUCCCAACAAAUACACAAAAAAAGAGAAUAAGUAUACAUAAACUGAACAUUACCUGUAAAAAUAAUUACAUAUACAGUAUGCAAAAAUCAUUUUUAUCUGAGAAUUACGUCUGCAAUUUCACAUGACAAGGUCGGCUGAUGUGAUUUUGUUACAACAAAUUUGCAAUUGUUAAGGAGGUAAUAAUAUAGAUGUUAAGCUAGAGAUCGAGUACCUACCGGCUAGUGUCUCCGUUUGUCGACCGGAAAUCUCAAGGAGAAGUUAAGGACUCACCAACUCGAUCCAUCAGUCAGCUAGGGCAAGGGCGAGCUCUUGAGGAACCGAGGAUUGCCAUCGAAGGGGAACAAAAUCCAAUCGUCCAGGCGGCGAAGUUGUGCGUUCGGUGAGUGGCGAUGAGGUCCAUCCGUCUGGCGUUUCUGGGCUAGGUCACGACAGUGUAGGAAAAGGGCGUUGUGUG